Messenger RNA from Pongo pygmaeus (Bornean orangutan), 7934 nucleotides. It is a transcript of the gene SP1, whose product is annotated as Sp1 transcription factor. The transcript is spliced from 6 exons. The record is from RefSeq and is a predicted model, not a curated record. Gene Ontology annotation, molecular function: RNA polymerase II cis-regulatory region sequence-specific DNA binding; DNA-binding transcription factor activity, RNA polymerase II-specific. Gene Ontology annotation, biological process: regulation of transcription by RNA polymerase II. Bases 350 to 2740 code for a protein of 796 amino acids. Lineage: Eukaryota; Metazoa; Chordata; Mammalia; Primates; Hominidae.
CCUCAGGGCCCGCCCUCCGCCCCGAAACCUCCUGACUACUAACCUGUAGACCCUUUUAGUUCCUUAGCAGUAUUCACAAAUGUUUUCCUACUCACACUCUUUACUUCUUUUUCCCCUCUCGUUACUUUUCACACUUGGAUUUUUAUCUUUUUUUUUUUUUUUUUUGAGACGGAGUUUUCGCUCUUGUUACCCAGACUGGAGUGCAAUGGUGCGAUCUCGGCUCACUGCAACCUCUGCCUCCCGGAUUCAGGCGAUUCUCCUGCCUCAGCCUCCGGGAGUAGCUGGGAUUACAGGCAUGCGCCACCACACCCGGCUAAUUUUGUAUUUUUAGUAGAGACGGGGUUUCUCCAUGUUGGUCAGAUUGGUCUCAAAACUCCCGACCCCAGACCAAGAUCACUCCAUGGAUGAAAUGACAGCUGUGGUGAAGAUUGAAAAAGGAGUUGGUGGCAGUAAUGGGGGCAAUGGUAAUGGUGGUGGUGCCUUUUCACAGGCUCGAAGUAGCAGCACAGGCAGUAGCAGCAGCAGUGGAGGAGGAGGAGGGCAGGAGUCCCAGCCAUCCCCUUUGGCUCUGCUGGCAGCAACUUGCAGCAGAAUUGAGUCACCCAAUGAGAACAGCAACAACUCCCAGGGCCCGAGUCAGUCAGGGGGAACAGGUGAGCUUGACCUCACAGCCACACAACUUUCACAGGGUGCCAAUGGCUGGCAGAUCAUCUCUUCCUCCUCUGGGGCUACCCCUACCUCAAAGGAACAGAGUGGCAGCAGUACCAAUGGCAGCAAUGGCAGUGAGUCUUCCAAGAAUCGCACAGUCUCUGGUGGGCAGUAUGUUGUGGCUGCCACUCCCAACUUACAGAACCAGCAAGUUCUGACAGGACUACCUGGAGUGAUGCCUAAUAUUCAGUAUCAAGUAAUCCCACAGUUCCAGACCGUUGAUGGGCAACAGCUGCAGUUUGCUGCCACUGGGGCCCAAGUGCAGCAGGAUGGUUCUGGUCAAAUACAGAUCAUACCAGGUGCAAACCAACAGAUUAUCACAAAUCGAGGAAGUGGAGGCAACAUCAUUGCUGCUAUGCCAAACCUACUCCAGCAGGCUGUCCCCCUCCAAGGCCUGGCUAAUAACGUACUCUCAGGACAGACUCAGUAUGUGACCAAUGUACCAGUGGCCCUGAAUGGGAACAUCACCUUGCUACCUGUCAACAGCGUUUCUGCAGCUACCUUGACUCCCAGCUCUCAGGCAGUCACGAUCAGCAGCUCUGGGUCCCAGGAGAGUGGCUCACAGCCUGUCACCUCAGGGACUACCAUCAGUUCUGCCAGCUUGGUGUCAUCACAAGCCAGUUCCAGCUCCUUUUUCACCAAUGCCAAUAGCUACUCAACUACUACUACCACCAGCAACAUGGGAAUUAUGAACUUUACUACCAGUGGAUCAUCAGGGACCAACUCUCAAGGCCAGACACCCCAGAGGGUCAGUGGGCUACAGGGGUCUGAUGCUCUGAACAUCCAGCAAAACCAGACAUCUGGAGGCUCAUUGCAAGCAGGCCAGCAAAAAGAAGGAGAGCAAAACCAGCAGACACAGCAGCAACAAAUUCUUAUCCAGCCUCAGCUAGUUCAAGGGGGACAGGCCCUCCAGGCCCUCCAAGCAGCACCAUUGUCAGGGCAGACCUUUACAACUCAAGCCAUCUCCCAGGAAACCCUCCAGAAUCUCCAGCUUCAGGCUGUUCCAAACUCUGGUCCCAUCAUCAUCCGGACACCAACAGUGGGGCCCAAUGGACAGGUCAGUUGGCAGACUCUACAGCUGCAGAACCUCCAAGUUCAGAACCCACAAGCCCAGACAAUCACCUUAGCCCCAAUGCAGGGUGUUUCCUUGGGGCAGACCAGCAGCAGCAACACCACUCUCACACCCAUUGCCUCAGCUGCUUCCAUUCCUGCUGGCACAGUCACUGUGAAUGCUGCUCAACUCUCCUCCAUGCCAGGCCUCCAGACCAUUAACCUCAGUGCAUUGGGUACUUCAGGAAUCCAGGUGCACCCAAUUCAAGGCCUGCCGUUGGCUAUAGCAAAUGCCCCAGGUGAUCAUGGAGCUCAGCUUGGUCUCCACGGGGCUGGUGGUGAUGGAAUACAUGAUGACACAGCAGGUGGAGAGGAAGGAGAAAACAGCCCAGAUGCCCAACCCCAAGCCGGUCGGAGGACCCGGCGGGAAGCAUGCACCUGCCCCUACUGUAAAGACAGUGAAGGAAGGGGCUCGGGGGAUCCUGGCAAAAAGAAACAGCAUAUUUGCCACAUCCAAGGCUGUGGGAAAGUGUAUGGCAAGACCUCACACCUGCGGGCACACUUGCGCUGGCAUACAGGCGAGAGGCCAUUUAUGUGUACCUGGUCAUACUGUGGGAAACGCUUCACACGUUCGGAUGAGCUACAGAGGCACAAACGUACACACACAGGUGAGAAGAAAUUUGCCUGCCCUGAGUGUCCUAAGCGCUUCAUGAGGAGUGACCACCUGUCAAAACAUAUCAAGACCCACCAGAAUAAGAAGGGAGGCCCAGGUGUAGCUCUGAGUGUGGGCACUUUGCCCCUGGACAGUGGGGCAGGUUCAGAAGGCAGCGGCACUGCCACUCCUUCAGCCCUUAUUACCACCAAUAUGGUAGCCAUGGAGGCCAUCUGUCCAGAGGGCAUUGCCCGUCUUGCCAACAGUGGCAUCAACGUCAUGCAGGUGGCAGAUCUGCAGUCCAUUAAUAUCAGUGGCAAUGGCUUCUGAGAUCAGGCACCCGGGGCCAGAGACAUAUGGGCCAUACCCAUCAACCCCGGGAUGCAAGGUAGCAUGGGUCCAAGAGACAUGUGGGAAGAGAGAGCCAUGAAGCAUUAAAAUGCAUGGUGUUGAGAAGAAUCAGGAGAGGGAUACAAGAGAAGAGAUGGGGUCCUGGCACCCAUCUGUAUCAUCAGUGCCUCUUUGAAGGUGGGAAACAUUAGUGAAAAUUCUGUUGGUGCCACGCUUUGAUGAGCAUUUGUUUGACCCCAGUUUCUUCUUACACUUCUUACCCCAGCCUACCCUUCCUGCAUUUCUCUUCUCAGCUCUUCCAUGAUGGAUUUCCCCCCCCCCUUUCCUAAAGCCAUCAUGCCUUGAUAAAUAUAUAUGAUCAUUGAAAUACUUUUUAACAAAAAACAGAUUCUAUAUUAUUAUAUAUAUAUAUAUAUAUAUAUAAAGAUAUAUAGAGAUGCAUUCACAGGGGUUGGCUGGGAGGAGGAAGAAGACCAUUCUGUGACCAAAAUACCUUGGUCAUUUUUUUUAUAUUGCCUUAUUUCCCUAUGGCUGAGCCUUGUUGUGACACAUCAAGCUUUUCUGUAGAUGUUGUCUUGGCUUCCCACCAGAUUAAGCGUUCAUAUGCUCUGCUUUUAGUUCAUAUAUACAUAUAUAAUGUUUUUCCUUUCUUAAUUUUGUCUUUUUAUUUGGGAUCAGCUUCUUGCACUCCUUUCCUAACUCAGCUGUUGCCAUCUCAUCUUCUCUCAUCUGAUCACUUCAUGUUUUGUUUUUGUUACUGCCUGGAUGAGGCACUUCUGUCAAUUUUUUCAGGACCUUAGUUCCAGCAGCAGAAUGGAAAAAUCCUUGAAGCCCGGGCUGAUGCUUGAAGUAGCUGUGGAGGGAGUGUUCAAAAUACUACUGACGCAGGCACCUUCUUGGCGCUGGAGAGUCAAGGGCAUCUCCCUUCAUUAGCUGCUCUGAGCAUCAAGAAUUAGAAGUCUUUCGGUGGAAUUGUACAAGAGUCCCUUUGAAGAUAAUAAUCUUGGCUCAGUUUGUAUAAACUGUCAAAUUUUCAAAUAAUAGGUAGGGGGCUUUCACUAGGAAAAUCAUGUGCUCAGAAGAGGAAAUGACUCGUAGUCAGGUUCAGGAGUUAGUGGAGUAUUUGGACUUUGGUACUGCUGUCUUCCAAGGUAGCUCUAAGUUUUGAUGUGUGGGCUUCUGAGUUUAUAUUCUGAAAGGAAAUAUACUUCUUUUGAACAUCCCCACUAGGUUCUUUUCCAUUGUCAAUAAGGAGCAUCAGCCAAUGAAUCUGUUUCAGGUUUCCAUUCUGCAGAACUCCUCCAGAGCAUGUGCUAGUGGCAAGACAGUGGUUCUUAUGAUCUUUUCCCUUAACUUUUCCUUGUAUGUUCUUGGGUGGUUCCUAAGGGAAAAGGAAGCACAUGAUCAUGGGAAUGAUAGCCCAGAACAAAAAGAAAUCUUGUCUUACCACAGUGGUUUAUAGGAGAGAUUGGGAGAAAUCAUCCUGUUUUCUCUGUGACCUGAUUUCAGAAGAGACUGAUCCAAAAAUUAUAACAGCAGGGAACCUAGUGCAUUUGGCACUGAGAUUUAAAUGCAACCAGAAUUGUCCUCAAGGCCCAGUCAUAAAAGCAUUGUCUCUCUCGACCUUCUGGUAUCUUGUUAGAGAGCUUUUCACUGUGAGGAAGUGUGGGAAAAUGGCUGUGUGUGUGUGUGUGUGUGUGUGUAAUCUGUUAGGUUGGGGAUAGGUUUUCUGCCAGCCAAUAUUAAAAGAGACCUGCAAUAAAAAAAUUACCCUGAUCUGAUAGAAAGCAAGUGUUUUUGUAUGUGUGGGUGAAUGUGUGUUCAUGCCCGUAUAUGUCUACACACAGAUGACAAAUUAUAUUUGAAAUUGUUGGAAAAUAAAUUCAGAUCAAAAUGCCUUUCAGGCCCAUUACCUAGAAAUCUAUCUUAAAACCUGGGUAUGUUCCUAAGGUCAUUUCUUUGCUUAUGCUAAAUUAAUUACAAUUAUGAAUGGAGGAUAUUCUACUGUACUUUUUUAAAAAGAAACUAUUUUUGUGUUUGAAAGUGAAACCAACAUCCAGAUCUAUAGCAGAGUCCUUAUUCUCAUAAAUCUUUUUACUUUGGCUACAAAUAGAUGAUGGUAUGAUUCUAUUAUAUAUUUUAUAUAAAAUCCAUCCAAAUUAAGUUUUGGGUAAGUGUGUUGUUUAACCUGAAAUAUAGUAACUUAAUACUCUAAACAACAGUUCACUCCAUUUGGUCCUUUCUCCACAGAUGUAAUUCUGUUUUCAACUCAGGAACUAUGGCAAGGAACUUUCCCCAAAUCAAAUUCUAUUAACGCUGAGAUACAAGUCAUCCAUGCACAGCCACUAUCAUACCCUUUAUUCUCACUGAGAGGCAGAACUCAGAACCUGUUAUUUUAUGUCUAUAAUCAUGUACUUUGGCAUCUUUUGGAGGAAAGGGGCACGAUGACUCACUGGAAUGUACAGUAUUUUGCUAGUGCAUUUCAAGGAAUGGAAUCUUCUCCAGUAUGAAAUUACCAGAUAUAAACUAGUGUAAUGAUGCUGAGGAUAUAAGCUUUUAGAAGGUAAUUUGAUGGUAUUUCUCUCUCGAAUGAAAAGCUGCUGGUUUACCCUCAACCCUCUUCAUUAGCAUUACCAUGAGUGAAUUUAUAUCUAAUUAUUUCCACUUGCCCUGUUCUCUUCUCACCAAGGAAGCUCCAGAUCCAGUAUCUUGUUUGGCCUCAAAACAGAAGCAGCUUCUUUUGUCUCCCAGCAGUAGUGAGCCACUCAAUCUCUUCCACAGGAAGUUAGGAGCCUACAUUCCUUGAGUCAGGAGCUCAUUACAGAAAAACCCUGUUUCCCUGAACUUUUGGCUAACAGAAAUUAAUGUAACUGACAUGCAUAUUGAUUCUGCAAUUUUUUUCAUAAGUUUUUUUCAUUUUUUUGAAUGAGUUUUUUAAAUUUUUUAGAUGACCAAAACUUGCAGGGCAGGGGUUGCCCAGAAGAGUGGUGAGAUAGUAAAACACUUAUUCUCUCACCCUUUCAGGUUUUCAGGUUACCCAUUUAUAUUCAUUUACAUGUCAUUUGACUGUCUCACUUUUUACCCAGAACAGUAACAACCCACACCAUCUUCCUUCAGGGACUUCCCAACUGGCACUCUGUGGGUGCUACACAGAAUGCAAUUUAAUGGAUAUUUCUCAGCCUGGUUCAGAAUAAAUUGAACCUUUGAUCCCAGAAAGUAUAUACUGAAGUGUGGGAUAAAGAUUAUGAUUAGGGGAGGGUUGGAGACAAAAGCUGUAAAUUACUAUGGCUGAUUUAUUUCUACUAUAUACAUAUAUAUUUUUUGCUUUUGUAUAUCCUAUAUAGGAAACUAAGCAUUGUAUUUUUUUUAACAAAUCUAAAAAGCACUAUGAACUGCAGGUGUUUGACUUUCAAAAUAUAUUUUGUAUUGUUAAUAUCUUCACGUUGUGUGAAUACUGGAAGCUGCAGAUCUUUGCUAGGAUGCAAUAAAUUUAUAUACUUUUUGAGGGGUUCUUCUGGGGUGCUAAUCAGGCCCCUGUUAUGCUUAGGGGGAGCCCUGGUGCUACUUGCUUGAAGUUUUCAGUUGUAAGUACCCUGACGCCUUUUGGACCUUGGGAUCAGAUCAAGAGUUUUGGAGAUCAGGUACCAAGGAAAUAAGGACAGUCUAGCUGCCUCAAGUGAGGGACCCUUUGCAUAGCUCUCCUUCCCCCUCACUGAAGCUGGGUAGCCUCUUGGGGUUGAGAGGGAAAAUGUGAAAUCUCAGAAUUUAUCUCCCUUAGAAGAGAGCCAGUAACUUAUGUACAAAGAUGAAAGGUCGCAGCAGUAGCUUUGGGGAAAGGGAGGAAGAUAUGGCACUUCUCCAACCCCGGAAAACAUUGCUUUUGAAAACUGCGGAUAAAAUGAGCCGGUUAUUACUUCUGUUUUGGAGACUGUGCUCUCUGUGGUGCCUUUCUUGGCUCUACUCCACAGAUGCCAGACCUCUUCUAAGAGGAUGAGCAGACCAGCUUUGAGGUUGACCUGUUUCUCUUUGUCUGCCUUCCCAAAACACCAGCCCCCAGGAAGACAUUAAGCAGCCUUAAGCUUAAAUUCCUACUCCCUCUUCCAAAUUUGGCUCACUUGCCUUAGAUCCAAGGCAGGGAAAGGAAAAGAAGGGGGGUCCCUUGCUUUAUUACUCCCGUAAGUCUUUACUCUGACUUCCCCAAACCCAGAAAGAUUUUCUCCACAGUGUUAAUUUGAAAGAGGAGUAUUUUCUCCCAUUUUCCCCUUCCUCAUUAUCAAACAGCCCCAGUCUUCCUUGUCUCUGCUAAGAAAGUAGAGGCAUGAUGAUCUGCCCCUCAACUGCCCUAAGUCCUAGCUAAGUAUCAGUGAAGAAAAAAAAAAAAAGCCUAACAAAUGGGAUUAGACUAGGGCUGCAAGUAGUGAGGAUUUUGUUGAUACCUCUCCUGGGAUGUGUGCUUUCCCACAUCUUGCCUUCAGGAAUUACACUGUGCCUUUUCCCCAGGGAUAUGGGCUCUGUCUACCCAGUGCUCCAGUUUCCCAGUAACUGCUCUUGAACAUUGUGGACAAGGGCAGGUCUUCAUAUUUUUGAUCAUCCCUUUCUCCCAGUGAAAUCCCAUAGCCCUUACCUAGAGUCUAGGGCACAAAGACUUUGGGGAAGAUACAGUGAGAUUGACCUGAGGAGACAUCUACACACACCAGUGGCAGCUGCCCCAGGGCCUGCUUCCUCUUCCUGACUCUGUCAUCCUCUGGAAGGGAGGGGUGGUGCUCCAAUCUCUGGUGCCUAAAAACCCAAGUUUAUUUCUCUAUUAACACUGGCAAUAACCAGUCCACACCACUGUUGCCUUUUGAAACCUCUUAAUAAUCUCACGUUGUGUUUGUUUUGAUUCCAAUCCAAUUAUCACCAGGGCUGUGUGGGUAAAUGCUUUUAAAUGCUGUCUCAUCUUGCUCUUCCCCCUCACCCCCCACUCUUAGGUAUGUAUGAUGCUAAUCUUGUCCCUAAGUAAGUUUCUUCCUGCUCCUUUUGUAUCUUCCUUUCUUGUCUUUCCACCUACCUUUUGUCUCUUGGUGUUUUGGGACUUUUUUUUUUUUUUUUUUUGGCCUUUUGUACAAAGAUUAGUUUCAAUGUAGUCUGUAGCCUCCUUUGUAAACCAAUUAAAAAGUUUUUUAAUAAAAAA